AUGACUACUACCAUUAGAAACAACGUUUCUGAAAUCCUCCGCUGUCUCAGACCCUCAAAUGAAGCUCGCAAUCCGCUGCUCUCGAGGCCAUCAUGGAUCAACUCCCCACAAUCACUGUUUCAAGCAGCCCGAGACAUGUCGCUAUCAGAUCUCUGGAGGACGCGAUUCAUCACCGUCGCCAGCAAUGUGCUGGAGUUUGGCUGGGUCGUCGUCGUCUAUCUCAUGAGCGAGGUCAUCAUAUGGGGUUUGAGUCGGGCGUUGGCUCCUGUGCAUCUCGAGUUCUUCUCCUCUAUUUUUGGCAUGGUUCUGACAUUUUGCUUCAUGGCUGCGGCCUACCUGUGCUUCGCUGCUGAUGUUGAUGGUGUGUAUCGAAGGCACAUCAAAUCCAAGGUCGACUUCAUCAAUGUUCAUCUUGGCUUGGGCUUCCCAAUUCCUCUCGUCAUGCUCAACCAGAGCGACAUUCUCAGCGGCCGCGAUAUCGGCUGCGUCGUCGGCAACUUUGUAAUCACCAACCUUGCUUCCUGGGCUAUGGUCUUUGCCCUCUCGCUUCUCGUUAUGAGCUGUGUGGCGCGAAUGACUGGUCAAGUGCCCGACGACUUUUGCCUUCCGCAACCUAUGACAGGAACUCUUCCCCGGAUCGAAACCAGUUGGCUCUCCGACUCAACUCUGGACCAAGGACAACAGCGUAUGUUUUGCCGUCGCGAAAAAGUAGCAAACCCGCCGAGAGCCGGGCCGGGCGAAGCAACCUCAGCAACAGCCAGCCAACGAUCAUCCGUUGUUUCCAAGGAUCCGGUUCCCGUGUCACAGGUUUGGCACUUUUGGACGUCCAACUUCCCACUGAUCGCAUCGUCUCUCUCCAUCUUUGUGAUUGGAGCACCAGUAGCUGCUGCCACUAAGGAUGACCGCAUCCUCGAUGGUUGCGUUCUCUGGUUCGUCUGGGUACUGACACUGCGACUCCAGCGGGCCUUCAGGGCCUCCCAACUUUGCACUGACAUGCCGAAGCUCAAGAACACGAUCGUCACGCUUAUGAAUCCUGUCCUGUUCACGACCCUCCUCAUGACGGCAUAUACCCGAGCCAAAGCGGGUGCAUAUGGCUACGGCAGUAUAGACAAAGUAUUGCGCGAUUUCAGCGGAGGGACGCCCCUCUAUGUUCUUUGGACCUCUGUAGCAACUGGAACACCCCUUUCGGAUGGACGAAGCCCAUGGUUUGGCGCCGGUGACGCUGCCCUCUCGAUCCUCGAAUGCGGAAUUCUGAUAUGGGGGUUCAAGCUAUACGAAUGCCAACGACAGCUCUUCAGUCUCGCUGGCUUCCUCACUAUCAUCCUGGCAACGGCAGCCGCAGCUGGAAACGUGUUCCUGUCGGUCCUGGGAGGGAAGCUAAUUGGUCUAAACGCACCCGCAGCGCUGGCAUUCGCUGCAAGAAGCACAACUUUGGCACUUGCCAAACCGGCCAUGGAAGCACUUGGUGGAAAUCUGGGUGUGAAUGCUGCCCUCGUGGUAAGCAACGGAAUCCUCGGUCAGCUUUGCUACCCGUUCGUUCUCGACAAACUAGGCGUCAGACGAGAAGAUCGUGUCUCCCAUUCAAGCGUCAACAUAUCCGACUCUGAUGGUAGAGCCUCACGUCUGAGCCUGAAGCCUCUGCUGAGAACAGCUCAAAAGGAUCUGCCAAGUGGCGAUGAUCCCUUUACAAUAUCAGCCGGGAUCACGGUUGGUAUCAACGGCGCGGCAAUGGGCGUGUCGUAUCUGUACGAGACUAGAAGUCGCGCAGCUCCGUACGCUGCUCUUGCUAUGACAGUCUCCGGUGUCAUGACGGUGGUCUUCACCACUGUCGAACCUUUCAAAGGCGCUGUGAUGGGUCUGGCCAGCUAA
This is a messenger RNA of Fusarium subglutinans, 1869 nucleotides long. RefSeq lists its product as uncharacterized. NCBI's taxonomy places the organism in Eukaryota, Fungi, Ascomycota, Sordariomycetes, Hypocreales, Nectriaceae. The transcript is spliced from 3 exons. The record is from RefSeq and is a predicted model, not a curated record. The coding region runs from base 1 to 1869 and encodes 622 amino acids.